Messenger RNA from Cuscuta campestris, 1599 nucleotides. The record is from the annotation of a GenBank genome assembly. Lineage: Eukaryota; Viridiplantae; Streptophyta; Magnoliopsida; Solanales; Convolvulaceae.
AUUUAUUGCAGAUUUGGUUGUAUUACUGGGCUUGAUCUUUGGAGAGUCCACACAAAUUGAUGAUGGGCAACGUAAGGGAAACAAGAGACAAAAACAAACUCAAAGGAGAAUAGAGACCCACGAAAAUAUUAUGUCAGUGUGGCACAAGGCAUAAAAGUUUACAAGAUAAUAUUGGUGUCAAUUUUAAUGUCAUCCAAAAACAAUUUACUUGAGUAUUUAAUUUUUUUUUAAUAAACUUGGGACGGACCGGGCUCUAUAAAAAGCGGUCCAUCCUCUGCUAGGCUUCAUUCUGUCACUGAGAGGAUUUUCUUCAUAUACUCUCACUCCAAAAGGAAAACAGAGCAAAUUUUCUUCCAUUUUCUCCAUCUUCUUCUCUCUCCCUUGGCCACAGAUCAUGGAAUACGCCAUGUUUCCUCCGAUCAAAUACACGGAGCACAGAAACGUUGUCAAGCACUUCUUUAACAAGCCCAGUAAGUCGCCUGACGUCCGGCGGACUGUACGGAUUUCGGUAACCGACCCCGACGCUACGGAUUCCUCCGGCGGAGAAGAGGAGGAGUCUUUCGGACGGCAGCGUGUGAAGAGAUAUAUUCAUGAGAUUCGGAUUGAGAGGGGGUCCGAUUCCGCCGCUGACGGCGGUGUUGGGAGGAACGGUAGGAAGAGGCCGCCGGAGCCGGUUCCGGCCAGGCAGAAAGGAGGGAAGGGGAAAGAUGUUCUUGGCCCGUCGGGUGUCUCCGGCGGUGUCAGGAAGUUCCGGGGCGUAAGGCAACGGCCUUGGGGAAAAUGGGCUGCCGAGAUCCGGGACCCGACCCGACGGGUCAGAGUUUGGUUGGGGACAUAUGAAACGGCUGAGGAAGCCGCGGCGGUCUACGACAAUGCCGCUAUUAAGCUCCGUGGACCGGAUGCGCUGACCAAUUUCGGAGUCCCGCCGGGGAAGCAGGGGAACGGCGCUUCUGUUUCCGGCUACGAUUCCGGCGACGAGUCCCGCAACGUUUCGUCUCCGACGUCUGUUCUCCAGUUCAGAACCGCCCAAUCGGGCGAGGAAUCUUACCAGACAAACGAUUGCAGGGAGUCCAAUCACAACACGACUUCGCCGGCGAUUCAAGAAUGCCACGGAGAAACGAACACAGUGCCGGACCCCUCCCAAUAUUUCCCGACGGACCUUCCGUUCAUCGACGACUUCUUCGACACCCAACAUUCGGAGCAGUCGUUAAUCGGCGACGCAUCGCCGGGUUUCUUCCCUUCUUUCGACGAUUUCUCCCGGAACGCAUUCCCCGACGAAUUCUUUAGCGACGAUUUCGAGAUCUUUAAUGAAUCUUUCCAAGACCUGGGAACCUUGGGCGUCGACGACUAUUUCCAAGACUGCGGCGGCGACUUCCCCAGCGUGGAUGCACUCUUGGAAGUGCUAUAGUGUCCCUAUCAGGUUUAUCCGAUCGCCGGCUUGCCAGUUUUCCGGCAAAUUUUGUUCACCGUCGGCGACGCUCCAAAGGCGUCUAGAAUCCGUUAUACUAUUACAGAUGUGUGGUACCGUAACCGUUAAAAUAGACGGAAGUUGAGUGGGUCUGUUUAUUGUACGGAGUAUAAUAAUUAAAACAAUUAUAG